Molecule: messenger RNA, 2664 nt
Organism: Ceratotherium simum simum (southern white rhinoceros)
Lineage: Eukaryota; Metazoa; Chordata; Mammalia; Perissodactyla; Rhinocerotidae
Source: RefSeq, a predicted model, not a curated record
UUUGCAUAGAGCAGCUUCAUCAGAGGACCUGCGCGGUGGACCUAGACACUCUCUUCUCAUAGCCAGUUGCAAAGGCCUUUUCGUUGCUCUAACUUGGGGGUUUGUGGGACCAGGGGUUGGCAGGUGGGAGAAGAGUUUGGCCAUAGUCUUCUUUCUGCAUUUCACACACAUUCUGCGCUCUGUCUCUCUCUCUCACACACACAGGCACACACACGCCCUUUCGGGCCCCUCUCGGUGUGUCUUCCUUCAAGAUGACAGGGCGCUGGAGAAAAGGCUGCUGGAAUCAGCUGGUGAAAGCCCAGCCUCUGUGGUUCUUAAUGCCUCAGCAGGAUUAUUUUCACUAAAGAUGGAAACACUGGAGUCUGAAUUGACCUGUCCAAUCUGCCUAGAGUUGUUUGAAGACCCCCUUCUGCUCCCUUGUGCUCAUAGCCUCUGCUUCAGCUGUGCCCAUCGCAUCUUGGUCUCGAACUGCAGCUCUGGUGAAUCCAUUGAACCCAUUACUGCUUUUCAGUGUCCUACGUGUAGGUAUGUUAUCUCACUGAACCACCGGGGCCUGGAUGGCCUCAAGAGGAAUGUGACUCUGCAGAACAUUAUUGACCGCUUCCAGAAGGCUUCAGUCAGUGGGCCCAAUUCGCCAAGUGAGAGCCGCCGGGAGAGGACUUACAGGCCCAGCACCGCCAUGUCUAGUGAACGAAUUGCUUGCCAAUUCUGUGAGCAGGACCCGCCAAGGGAUGCAGUGAAAACCUGCAUCACCUGUGAGGUCUCCUACUGUGACCGUUGCCUGCGGGCCACACACCCCAACAAGAAACCUUUCACCAGCCACCGCCUGGUGGAACCAGUGCCAGACACACAUCUUCGAGGGAUCACCUGUCUGGACCAUGAGAAUGAGAAAGUGAACAUGUAUUGUGUAUCUGAUGACCAAUUGAUCUGUGCCUUAUGCAAACUGGUGGGGCGUCACCGAGACCAUCAGGUCGCAUCCCUGAAUGAUCGAUUUGAGAAACUCAAGCAAACUCUGGAAAUGAACCUCACCAACCUGGUUAAGCGCAACAGCGAACUAGAAAAUCAAAUGGCCAAACUAAUACAGAUCUGCCAGCAGGUUGAGGUGAAUACUGCUAUGCAUGAGGCAAAACUUAUGGAAGAAUGUGACGAGUUGGUAGAGAUCAUCCAGCAGAGGAAGCAAAUGAUUGCUGUCAAAAUCAAAGAGACAAAGGUUAUGAAACUGAGAAAGUUGGCACAGCAGGUUGCUAAUUGCCGCCAGUGUCUUGAACGGUCAACAGUCCUCAUCAACCAAGCUGAGCAUAUCCUGAAAGAAAAUGACCAGGCACGGUUUCUCCAGUCUGCAAAAAAUAUUGCUGAGAGGGUCGCUAUGGCAACUGCAUCUUCUCAAGUUCUGAUUCCAGAUAUCAAUUUUAAUGAUGCCUUUGAAAACUUUGCUUUAGAUUUUUCCAGAGAAAAGAAAUUGCUCGAGGGGCUAGAUUAUUUAACAGCCCCAAACCCACCAUCUAUCCGAGAGGAACUCUGUACUGCCUCCCAUGACACCAUUACAGUCCACUGGAUCUCGGAUGAUGAGUUCAGCAUCAGCUCCUAUGAGCUUCAGUACACCAUAUUCACUGGCCAGGCUAACUUCAUCAGUAAGUCAUGGUGUAGUUGGGGCCUGUGGCCAGAGAUAAGGAAAUGUAAGGAAGCAGUAAGCUGCUCAAGAUUGGCCGGGGCGCCACGAGGCCUGUAUAAUUCAGUGGAUAGCUGGAUGAUUGUACCCAACAUUAAACAGAACCAUUACACAGUGCACGGACUCCAGAGUGGGACACGCUACAUCUUCAUUGUUAAAGCCAUAAACCAAGCAGGCAGCCGGAACAGUGAACCUACCCGCCUAAAAACAAACAGCCAACCCUUUAAACUGGAUCCCAAAAUGACUCACAAGAAGUUGAAGAUCUCCAAUGAUGGAUUGCAGAUGGAGAAGGAUGAAAGCUCUCUGAAGAAGAGCCAUACCCCAGAGAGGUUUAGUGGCACAGGGUGCUAUGGGGCGGCAGGAAAUAUAUUCAUUGACAGUGGCUGCCACUACUGGGAGGUGGUCAUGGGUUCCUCGACGUGGUAUGCAAUUGGCAUUGCCUACAAAUCAGCUCCCAAGAAUGAAUGGAUCGGCAAGAAUGCUUCCUCCUGGGUCUUCUCUCGAUGCAAUAGUAACUUCGUCGUGAGACAUAACAACAAGGAGAUGCUGGUGGAUGUGCCUCCGCAGUUGAAGCGUCUGGGUGUCCUUCUGGAUUAUGACAACAACAUGCUGUCUUUCUAUGACCCAGCUAACUCUCUCCAUCUUCAUACUUUUGAUGUGACCUUCAUUCUUCCAGUUUGUCCAACAUUCACAAUCUGGAACAAAUCCCUAAUGAUCCUGUCUGGCUUGCCUGCCCCAGAUUUUAUUGAUUACCCCGAGCGGCAGGAAUGCAACUGCAGGCCUCAAGAAUCCCCUUAUGUUUCUGGGAUGAAAGCUUGCCAUUAAGUUUCAACAGAGCGUAUAAUUCACUGGCUCUCCAGUUCAGCAGUUCUUCCCCUCCUAAACCUCAGUUAGUGUCCAAUAUCCGAGAUACAAAAAUAAAGUUCAUUUGAAGCAUCCAAAAUAACUAGAUAUUAUAGAUUUAAUUUUUGUGCAUUAAAACUUGUAUUUGAGUU